CCAUUUUGCUUUAAGCCUAUUGUUUGUAUAUAUAAAUCAGCAUUAAACAAGGACACUAGUCUGUCUUGAUAAAGAUUUGAGUUGAAGCCACAGACGCUGUAAAUACGCUCAAAUAAUUUGGCGGUUAGCAGGAAGUUGCGGUGAUCUUGAAUAUAAGUAAAUAUUUUAUUCAGUUUAUCUUUUGAGUAGGUCCCACCCAGACCAAGCGUUAUACGAUAACUAUGGUGUGAAUGGGUUAUCAUUGAUAGCUUGCAAAGUGUUUGUUCAGUUGAUCGCGGAGUUAUUUGUCCUGACGCGCUGCUCUAUUAACUUAUGCGAGAUGUCCAAACUACAGAAAACAAACGGUAAAUAUUUAUGGUGGUGCCUCCUGUGUCUCGAAUUCAGACCGGAGACCGUUACCAAAAACAUCAAACAUCUGAAUCUGGGAAUGAACAUGUUUGAUAAGCCGAACAAAGAGGCAUUCUACAUUGUCAUACACUUUUUAUUUGAUAAACUGAAUCCCAUUCGUGCCCAAGACGUCUUCAGACAUUGCUGGCCAAUUUGGGAUCAUACAGGUGAUGCUGAGUUUCGCAAGGUGGCUUUUGCAUGGCUCCAAGAGAUAGCGAACGAGGAAGGUAACACUUUUCCUAAAGUAGCUGCAUCACAUUUGCUCUCUGCUUUUGGACCAAGAUUUAUCAACUUGAUGCUCCACUUAUCCAAAUAUGUCAUGCUGAAAACACUGAAGACACUGACCACAGAUGACAAGUGGGUCCCUGAGGCUGCAGCUGUACCAGCGAGUUCAAAGGAGCUGGAGAUAAAAAGAUUUCAGCUGGUGAAGAGACAAUUCCAGAGAGUGACCGUAGAGCAGGACUGUCUUAUUCAUGACUAUCAGAAAAGAGCUAAAGGUUUGGAAAAGUCUUUGAGGGACCUUGAUGCAGAGGAUGCCAAAUAUGAUCAUUUGCUUAAAAAACAUGACCGUAACGCAGAUUUAAAGGAAGACAUUAUUGCAAAAAAUCGAAAGGUGCGAGGCCUUUGGAAUGAGACAGACAGAGUCUUAUCCACCCUUGAAGGAGAACGAAAAGUAAUGGAGAGUGUGAUCCAUGGACAGGUAGACCAGUACAUCUUGGGUGGGCAGAACCUGAGUGUGAAGUUGCCUGCAGUUUUACGUGAAAGCAUGGAGCAACUAUCCCACCAGUCCAGUGUUGGUAGCUUGUAUGAGGGAGGGCAGCCUGUCAUCGUGCCUUUGCUGGAGCUUCUAAAUGAGGGAUUACACGUCCUUAGUGAGGAGAGAGAGAAAAUUGGAGGCCCGAGUGUACAGCUUCAACACAAAGACCUUCAGGAGAAUGCCUUGCUUUUCAGCCGCUCAAAAGAAAACCUCAAGCUUAUCAGGCGGAAACUGAUUAAAGAGGAUGCAACCGAGAUCAAGGUCUCUAUUAGAAGAAUGGAGGAGGACUGGGAGAACAAUUGGGCAGUGUGUUUGAAAAACACACCCCUGAGCUCUUUUCUUAUAGAGGAUCCUGCUCUUGACUUUGUCUCUCCAAUGGCUCCCCUCUCAUUUGAGCCGGCUUCUGAGGCUAGCUUUGAGGCUAGUGUCCUCUCACAAUAUCCAUAUAAACUACCUGAAUUGUUAGAGCAGCCGUCAAAAAGAAAACCAGAGGUAACAGUGACAGAUGUCCAUUUUGAGCCAGAAGUCCAACUGGAGCCCGAGCUCAAAACCACUUCAAUGGCAGCUGAAGAUAAGGGGGUCCUGCUGUCUUCUGACAGCAGCUUUUCCACAAAACCGAUGACUUUUGACGCACCACCAUGUCAAUCUCCCUUGCUUUACCCGGUUAAAAUUCAGUCUGUGACCCAGACAGCCACUCCAGUGCAGCCUAGCCACAGAAGUCUGCACUCAACAAAGACAAAGGCCUCUGUCCUAAAGAACAAGGCUCAAAUUUUAGAUUUGGAGUAUGACAACUUAGCAAGUCAAUUUGCAGAGGCAGUGAUCAUGAGUCCAGUCAAUGGAAGGAGUGAUGUGGACCUUGGGCAGUUACUAUAUGCCACAUCUGACCCUUUUUCAGCUAGGCAACAACUAUGCCGCACCCCUGAGAGUCUAAUUAAGGAUGUGAGAAGUUCGUGGAGAAAAGCUGUGGAGGAAGGCAUGGCUGAGAAGAAACAAGCAUCUUGGAAUCAGCAUGACAGUCUUUCUUGGCUCAAAAGGCCAAUGGGUGAGGUGAACAGCCCUUGCACAAGACCAAGUCCAGAGCUUUCCCUCUUAUUUUCAACUACUCUUGCCCAUUGCACUCCCCCUCCUGUCCAGCAGGGGUCACCCCUUCACUCAACUGUGUCAUGGGACUCCUCGCAGCUGGAGGCUUUUAACAGCCAAAGCUCAAGUGAUGUUAUUAAAUUCAACAUUGCUCAGGAGGAGCUCCCAAAUCUUUUUGAGGAUGAGGUGUCAUUUAACAGUGACUGCUCAGAGGAGAUCCACGGUAACAAGGAGCGAGAGGAAGAACUUAUACUGCCACCUGUUGAACUGAUGACACAAAUGUGCUUGGAGCCCUCUUUAGAUAAAUCCCCUUUCAAAGACUCCCCAGUACAUUCAAGGAAGAGCCCAGGUUUGAGCCACUGGACUGCUGAGGAGAGGCUUUUCUCUCUUGAUCUGGACAAGCUUGAGAGUCUUUCCCCUCCUUCUCCUGCAGAGAAAUUCACCCUGCCCAGUUUAGUGAAUUUGACUCUUGACGAAUACUAACAUAUCUUAAUAAACAACUAUAAUUGUUUACAUACUAGUAUGAUGCAAAAUGUGUCUGCCAAAUCAAAUGAAAUUACUGCUUGAUGUGCUUUCACUUGAUCUAAUCACAAGGACUCUGAACCUUUUUAAAGCUACUAUCAACUAACUCAUUUGUCUGAACCAUGUGAAUUCUUAUGACAUCAAUACUAAACUUUAGUAUGUACAAAUUAAUUGUAAAAGGUAAA
Molecule: messenger RNA, 2931 nt
Organism: Rhinichthys klamathensis goyatoka
Lineage: Eukaryota; Metazoa; Chordata; Actinopteri; Cypriniformes; Leuciscidae
Gene: haus6
Product: HAUS augmin-like complex, subunit 6
Exons: 16
Coding region: 320-2707 (795 amino acids)
Biological process (GO): spindle assembly
Cellular component (GO): HAUS complex; mitotic spindle microtubule
Molecular function (GO): microtubule binding
Source: RefSeq, a predicted model, not a curated record